ACCUUUGCAGUCACCCACCCAAUGGAGGAAUACAGAUUCCUGGAUCACCUUGGCAUAACCAAUGUUCAACUAGAGACCUUACCAGCAUCCCAAGGCCCUCCAAACCACAUCAACCCACCAGGUGUCAAACCACCCACGCUCUACCUGCACAUUGAGGAACCUCCCCCAUAUUGUUUGCCUGCUAACCUGAUCACCUAA
Messenger RNA from Pelobates cultripes (western spadefoot toad), 198 nucleotides. The record is from the annotation of a GenBank genome assembly. Lineage: Eukaryota; Metazoa; Chordata; Amphibia; Anura; Pelobatidae.